CUUUCUCUUGCUCCUUCUAAUUCCUUGUGAGAUUCUUGAACUUUGAUUGAACCUUUUGAGAUUGAGUUAAGUUCUCCUCCUACAGCUUACCCCCUAAUGCGUCGAAAGCCAUAACGUCGCGAAUACUUCAGCAAUCAACGUGAUUCAAAUUGGGAAAGGUAGCUGAGAUUAAGAGCUACAACAUAUCCAAGUUUCGCGACAUUCCAACGGCUAGUUUUUAGUCGAAGUCGUUUCUUGUGAAGACGACUUUUCUGUCCAGAAUUUCGGAUUUAUAUUUUGAGUAAUUCUAGCUCCUAAGUUCACCUAGACUCCGUCCUUAAUCCUAACAAGUGGUAUCAGAGCAAUAUUAAGGACAUUGAGAGGAGUCUACAGAAGUUUGAAGACCCUUCUAGACCCACCAUGGCCUGUGGGUGUGCCUAAGUGGUGUUCUAAAGGUUGGAUGUGACUUCCGCUAAGGGGAAACUCUGCCGAAAUUUCGUGGAGGCUGACACUUGUGAAAAUAUCGAGGGAGCUGAGUGUGGACAGCAAAGGGGAGCUGAAAUUCGUCAUUUCUCAAGGAGGAGAUGAAUGAGAGAGGAGGAGAUGCUAAUGGAAGAGGAGCUGUAGCUGAGAAGGCAAGUGAGCCGCCGCAAUCAAAAGUUGAAGCUUUGGAUGGCUCCAACUAUGAGGAAUGGAGCGGACGGAUGAGGAGUGCCUUCAAACGCUACAAGCUACUGAAGAUUGCUGUUGGGGAAGAGAAGAUGCCGGAAGAAGGCGAAGCACGCGAACGGUGGAUUGAGAAAAGCGCGGUGCUUUUCGACCUCAUUCUUCAAUCGGUCAACAAGGAGAUGUUCGAGCACAUCAAGGAUCUUGUGGAAGCGGAUGAUUCGGGUCCAAGGGCGUGGAAACUACUACGCGAUGUGAUUCAGCCCAACACUCUCCCAAUGGUGAUCGUGCUCGAGAAGGAACUUGCUGCCAUCUCCAUGCGACCAGGGGAUGAUGUGAAGCCGGUCCUUGACAAGAUCAAGGACACCUAUGCAAGGAUGGCAGCAGCGGGCAGUAGUGUAUCUCAGCUGCAGCAGUGCACCAAGAUCAUCUCGGUGUUGGACAACUCUUGGGACAACCUCAUCCCCACCCUCAACUCUCAGCAAGAUCAAUGGACACCUGAGUGGCUAAGGCAGCAGAUUCUGCAGGAGGACUUCCGCAGACGCCAUGUGGGAGGCGGUGCUGCCACUAAGACUGCUGAGGGGUAUGGAGCUGCAGGGCGCAGCAGAGGAAGAGGGGGUUGGAGAGGCCGAGGCCGUGGGAGGAGCUUUGGCAGAGGUAGAGGCCGAGGUGACUAUAAUGAGGGGCAUGGAAGCUCCAGUGGCAGGGGGAGUACCAGAAUGGAGGGCACCUGCUGGUACUGCAAGAAGGUCGGGCAUCCUUGGUUCAAGUGCUUCAGCAGGCCGGAGGGAUGGUCACCUCCAGGCAUGAAGCCGCCCAGUGGUGAACGUGCACAAGGUGGCGCUGUGCAAGGCUCAGGUGCACAAGGUGAAGGUGCACAAGGUAAUGCCUAUCCUGGGAUGUUUCUCAUGGUUGAGGAUGUGCAUGGGCAUGAGGGUGAUGUGGGAUCUGUGGGAAAGGUUGUGAUGCACCCUCUCAUGCACUGGGUGAUUGAUUCGGGUUGCAUCAGUCACAUGACCCCACGGGCAGAUUUGCUUGAUGAGGUAAAACCCCCUGGGAAGAUCAAGUAUGUGGCAGCAGCGUCAGGUGCUUUGCUCCCUGUGAUUGGCGUUGGGAAUGCCAAGGUUAAGGGAGCUAAUGGGGAGCUUGUGGGGCUUGGGAAUGUUCUGCUAGUUGAAGGUUUGUCUGCUAACCUUCUCUCUGUGCGGCGACUGCAGAAGAGCAAGGCCGAAGUGACCUUUGGACCAACCAGCUGCCGUGCUAAGCUUGGGAAGAAGGUGCUGUGGAGUCUGGAAGAGGAGACCAGCUGCAUCAAGGACCUAUGGCAGCUGCCCAUCAUCCCUUGGAAUGGGAAGACUCCAACAACAGCAACGGCAGCAGCGGCAAAGGCAACAGCAGGAGGAGAUGCAACUGCACCAACUGAUGGGGUCCUGGAAGCAGUCAAGAAAGUGCAGAAGCAGCAGACACAUGGUGAGGUGCUUGCUGGUGUGGAUGCGAGUGCGGCAUGUGCUAAGGCUUCAUCAAGGAGUGGAGAGGCCGAUUGGGAGACAUGGCAUGAGAGGUUGUGUCAUGUGAACUUCCCUAUGCUGCAGAAGUUGGUGAAGAAUGGGAGCCUGAAGGGCUUGGAGGUGAAAGGGGAAGUGAAGGAGAUUGGGAGCUGUCCUACAUGCUUGGAGACCAAGUUCUCCAAGUUCCCCUUCAACAGCACUACAGGACCAGCCAAGACCCCACUUGCACUUGUGCACAUGGAUGUGGUGGGGCCCACAAGAGCCCCUUCCCUCUUAGGCAGCCGCUAUUUCUUGACAAUUGUAGAUGACCACACUCGGGCAGUGUGGGUUUACCCUUUGAAGAGCAAGGGGGAGGUGGCAGCGGCUGUCCUUAAGGAAUGGAUGCCUAGAGCUCAGAGGGAAUGCGGACACAAGGUGAAGGUGAUCCGCAGUGACAAUGGUGGGGAGUUCAUUGGAGCUGAUUUUGAGGGGGAGUUGAAGAGAAAGGGGAUCCAACAUCAACUGACAGUGCCCUACAACCCGCAGCAGAAUGGCGUGGCUGAGAGGUUCAACAGGACCCUGCAGGAGGGGGCACGCACUCUCCUUGGGCGUGCAGGGCUGCCUGAUCCGUUUUGGGUGUCUGCACUGAGGCAGGUCGCCCUUGUGAAGAACAGGGUGCUGGCUACAGUUGGAGAUAAGGAGUGGAUCCCAUAUGUCAAGUGGUAUGGGAGUGCUCCAGCUGUGAACAUGCUGAGGGCAUUUGGGUGCAUGGUGGUGUUUCAUGUGCCUAAGGAGAAAAGGGGGAAGUUGGAGGCUUCUGGAAGAUGGGGUGUGCACUUGGGGAUUGCAAAGGAUCACAAGGGGUGGCUGCUAUGGGACUUGACCACCCAGAAGUUGACAGUGUCAAGGGAUGUGAAGUUUCUUGAGUCCCUGUACUACAAGGAAUGGAAGCAGCAGCAACAGAAGCUUCCAUCUACACCGCUCAUUGUGGAGGCAGAUGAGGUGCAGCAGCCUUCAAGACAGGUGGAGGUUGCAGUGUCAGAGGAGGAGAUGUCUGGGGUGACUGAGGAAGGGGGAGCAGCUGAGGUGGAGCAGCAGCAGCAGCAUGAAUCUCCACCUCGAGUUCCACACCCGCCUGAGCGUCCUAGGAGGGAUGUGCGCCCUCCUGUGAGGCUGACCUAUGGGGGAAGAGGCAAGCCGAAUGUGGUGCAGGCUGGGAGUGUGGUUGAGCAGAUUGAGGAAGAUGAGAUCGCUCACUGCUACUGGGCACCAAUCCCUGAGUACAUGGCCUUACACCAUGGGGCCAAGGAAGUAGUGUGGCUAAGGCGUUUGUUGGAGGAGUUGGGAGUUGGUCAGGAGAAGCCGACAGUUGUGUUUUGUGACAAUGAGUCCGCUGUGAAGCUCGCCAAGAAUGCUUGUCUGCAUGGGCUGACAAAACACAUAAGGCCUAAGUGGCAUUGGGUGAGGAGAAUCCUUGAUAAGGAGGUGCGGCUGGAGAUAGUGAAGACCCAUCAGCAGGCAGCAGAUAUUUUCACUAAGCGUCUGGCGGAGGCGGAUCAUUGGAAAGGCAUGAAGCUUGCUGGAAUGAGUGUGCAUUGAGUAUGCAUGCUUGAGAUGUUGGUAUGGUGGUUGAUGGUUGGCAGCCAGAGGGGGAGAUUGUUGUGUGAUGUCAUCAUAUGCUAUCACAUUCUGUCUGCCUCCCAUCCCAUGUUUUUUCAACUUGCAUGUGUGGUUUGAAUGUGCAAGCAUUUGUGUGUGGUGUGUUCUGGAGUUUGGGAAUAUUCUUGAACUUUGAUUGAACCUUUUGAGAUUGAGUUAAGUUCUCCUCCUACAGCUUACCCCCUAAUGCGUCGAAAGCCAUAACGUCGCGAAUACUUCAGCAAUCAACGUGAUUCAAAUUGGGAAAGGUAGCUGAGAUUAAGAGCUACAACAUAUCCAAGUUUCGCGACAUUCCAACGGCUAGUUU
Molecule: messenger RNA, 4098 nt
Organism: Closterium sp. NIES-67
Lineage: Eukaryota; Viridiplantae; Streptophyta; Zygnematophyceae; Desmidiales; Closteriaceae
Source: the annotation of a GenBank genome assembly